UUUACUUCUAUAUCUUAUGUGAUGUUAGAGUUUACAGACAAAGGAAACAUAAACUGGUUGCUGAAGAAACAAGAGAUGGCUUCAUCUUAUUACAUGGGAUCCGAGGAUGUUUCUAGAAAACGAAAGAGUCUAGAUUUUUUGGCAAAUGAUCAUGAGCUUGUCAAAAGAUCCGAAGCAACAAAAUUUAUGGAUACUUCGUUCGAUCAUAAGAGAAGAAGAUUCAUCAGUGAAGAUUCAACAAAUAUGAAUAAUAAUAUCGAAGAAGGAUAUUAUCACCACCACCACAUGAGUCUUGAUCUUGAACUCAACUUGUCACCAUCACUCAUCGAUCUUAAUCAUCAUCAUGAUCUUAGUUGCAACAAAAACUAUGUGGAAGUGGAAAAGAAGAAGAUGACGGAGAAGGGUACAAAGAAAAGCUUGGCAAGGGUUGCUUUUGAUCUUGAUGAAGAUUGUUGCGACCGCGGUGGCGUUGGAGGAGGAAGUGAGGAGGAGAUGGUGGCUAGGGUGUGUAUAAAGUGUCAUACUCUAGUGAUGUUAUGCAAAGCUUCACCGGCAUGCCCUAAUUGCAAGUUUAUGCAUUCACCUGAAGACACAUCUCUCUCACUUCUCUUUACUCCUAAGCCUACUUUGUUAGCUUAGUCAUAAUUGUUAUUAGUUUCUAAUCAUAUUAUCUAUAUCUAAUCACUAAUUAAUGUUGAGUAUUUAAUGUUGUUUCCUCGAACAAAUAC
Messenger RNA from Capsella rubella, 728 nucleotides. RefSeq lists its product as uncharacterized. Bases 22 to 639 code for a protein of 205 amino acids. The record is from RefSeq and is a predicted model, not a curated record. Lineage: Eukaryota; Viridiplantae; Streptophyta; Magnoliopsida; Brassicales; Brassicaceae. The transcript has 2 exons.